Molecule: messenger RNA, 912 nt
Organism: Actinia tenebrosa (Australian red waratah sea anemone)
Lineage: Eukaryota; Metazoa; Cnidaria; Anthozoa; Actiniaria; Actiniidae
Source: RefSeq, a predicted model, not a curated record
AUGACCAUCACUUAUCUAUUGAUCACACAUCUGUGUGUUGCAGACAUCUUUGGCUGUGUUUUAGACAUGCCUUUAAUUCUUGCCCAGUUUGUCUUCAACGUCCAGGGCAAAAUACUCCACGUAAUAAGUGAUAUAAACUUUGUGGUCUGCUCAGCAAUCAGUCUUCUUAACUGUCUGAUAAUCAAUCUGAUGUGUCUGAGUCGAAGAGACGCGUUCAAUAUACUCAGCGAUCCUGUACUAACAGUCCCAAAGCUGAAUAUCAUUUUGCCCGUCAUUUGGACGGUUUGCGUUAGUGUCAGCGUAUCAAUGGGAACAGCAGCCUUACUAUUCGGUCGUAAACAAUGGUACCUUCAAUCCCAUACAGACGUUAGGAACGUAGGAAAUUCUAUCAUCGACAUCGGAUCUGGGAUUAUUAGCGUCUUCUGUGUACUCGGCACCUUUUUAAAUAUGAUCACAUCCUUCUGUUUAGCGUUGAGAAAAAUCAAGGCUCACAAUGCCAUGCUACAGCGAAGCAUGAUCCAAUCUAGACUAGACUUAGAACGUAAAAUGAACCUUUCUGCUUUGAUCUUAACUUCAGCAUUUCUUGUUAGCUGGAUGCCCUGGUUGAUAGUACGAUCGCUUCAUUUAGUGACUGCAGAUGUACAAAGUGAUAUAGCAGCAAUAGUAACAGCCAUCAUUGGUAUUAAUCACUGUAUUAAUCCACUGGUUUAUGCUGGGACGAUUUCAGAGUUGCGUAGAGAGAUAGGAAAGUUUCUAAAGAAUUCCUUCAAAUAUCCGUGCAGUUGCUGGAGAAGGGUUGUCCGGCAGACUCGGAGAACAAGUGUCGUUUCAAGCAAAAGAAUGCAUCCAGAAAGCACACUACACGAACUCAGCAAUGUGACAACAACCAAGACGACCAAGACAUUAAAAUAG